Ectocarpus siliculosus is the source of this 171-nucleotide messenger RNA. The record is from the annotation of a GenBank genome assembly. Lineage: Eukaryota; Phaeophyceae; Ectocarpales; Ectocarpaceae.
AUGGAGAGCUACCUCAAGCCCAAGAUCGCCGCCCCCAGAGUAGACUCAUCCAAGCGCCAGCGGAAGUGCCAGGAACCAAAGGUCCAUGCGGGUGCGGUGAGGCGGCGGCAGCACACCAGAAGACUGCAACUUUCGUGGAACUUUCGUUUUGCGCGCCGCUUGUCCAAGUGA